Brassica napus (rape) is the source of this 2275-nucleotide messenger RNA. Its product is annotated as transcription initiation factor TFIID subunit 12b-like. Gene Ontology annotation, biological process: RNA polymerase II preinitiation complex assembly; DNA-templated transcription initiation. The record is from RefSeq and is a predicted model, not a curated record. Gene Ontology annotation, cellular component: transcription factor TFIID complex; SAGA complex; SLIK (SAGA-like) complex. Gene Ontology annotation, molecular function: TBP-class protein binding; protein heterodimerization activity; DNA binding. Bases 94 to 2031 code for a protein of 645 amino acids. Lineage: Eukaryota; Viridiplantae; Streptophyta; Magnoliopsida; Brassicales; Brassicaceae. The transcript is spliced from 9 exons.
AAGAAAAAAGCAAAGAGGAUAUUUUUCUGGGAAAAUUUUCCAAAUUCAUGAGAGAAAAAUCGACAAAAACCCUUGUCAAUCAAAAACGCACUAAUGGCGGAAGCUAUUCCUUCAUCGUCUUUGUCACCCAAGUCUCUCCAAUCUCCUAAUCCAAUGGAACCUUCCCCUGCAUCCUCCGCACCACCACCGUCCUCAUCGCAACAACAACAACAACAACACAUGACACCUCCGAUCUCUAAUUCCGCAGCUUCUCCGGCGAUGGCGGCGGUUACGAACACCGAAGGUGCAAUCCAGAACAGUAACAGCAAUCCGCAACCGAACCCGGCCGCUGGAGCUCAGAUCCCGUCGCCUUCUCCGUUGGAUCAGCAGGCCCAGACUCAGCAACAACUCGGUGGUCAGACUCAGCAAAUUAUGCAGCAAAUCUCCUCCUCCCCGAUUCCGCAGCUAUCUCAGCAACAGCAGCAGCAGAUUCUUCAGCAACAUAUGAGUCCGCAGCAGCAGAUUCCGAUGUCGAAUUACCAUAUAGCUCAGUCUCUCCAGCGAUCCCCUUCUGUCUCUCGCCUUAACCAAAUCCAGCAGCAGCAGCAGCAGCAGCAGGGUCAAUACGGUAGCGUUUUGAGGCAGCAGGCUGGGAUGUACGGGACGAUGAACUUCGGCGGGUCAGGUUCGGUUCAGCAGCAGAAUCAGCAGAUGGGUAACCCUAAUUUGUCUAGGGCAGGUUUGGUUGGCCAAAGUGGUCACUUGCCUAUGCUUAACGGUGCAGCUGCUCAGAUGAAUAUUCAGUCCCAAUUGUUGGCAGCUUCGCCGAGGCAGAAAGCUGGGAUGGUUCAAGGUACGCAGUUUCAUCCAGGAAGUUCUGGACAACAGUUACAGGGGAUUCAAGGAAUGGGGAUGAUGAAUUCACUUAAUUUGAGCUCGCAAAUGAGAGGUAAUCCUGCUCUCUAUGCUCAGCAGCAGCGAAUCAACCCUGCGCAGAUGAGGCAGCAAUUGUCACAGCAAAACGCUCUUACUUCCCCUCAGGUCCAGAACCUGCAGAGAACACCUUCUUCCCUCGCAUUCAUGAAUUCUCAGCUACCUGGUUUGGCCCAAAAUGGACAAGCUGGCAUGAUGACGCAGCAGCAAUGGCUGAAGCAGAUGUCCGGAAUAACCAGUCCCAAUUCACAAUCUUUCCGCCUCCAGCAGAGUCAAAGACAGCAGGCUCUACUCUUACAGCAGCAAAUGCCCUCUGCUCAGUUACACCCAAAUUCCAUGUCCUUGAAUCAGCAGCAAAUAUCACAGAUGCUACAACAGCAGCAGCAGCAACAAUCACAAAUGGGCCAGGCUCAGAUGAACCAAUCCCAUCAACAGCAGCAACAACUACAGCAGAUGCAGCAAACCCAACAGCAACAGCAGAUGCAGCAGCAGAUGCCCAUAAAUCAACAACAGCCAUCUCCAAGGAUGACGAGCCAUGCAGGGCAGAAAUCUGUUAGUUUAACAGGCUCACAACCAGAUGCGACACAGUCAGGUACAACAACACCUGGUGGUAGUUCCAGCCAAGGAACAGAAGCGACAAAUCAACUGCUUGGCAAAAGAAAGAUUCAGGAUCUGGUUUCGCAGGUGGACGCGCAUGCUAAAUUGGAUCCUGAUGUUGAAGACCUCCUUUUGGAGGUAGCGGAUGACUUCAUUGAUUCGGUGACUUCAUUUGCAUGUAGCUUGGCUAAACACCGUAAAUCAUCCAUAUUGGAACCAAAGGAUAUAUUACUCCACCUUGAGAAAAACCUGCACUUGACAGUUCCUGGAUUCUCAAGUGAGGAUAAACACCAAACAAAAAACGUACCAACUGAUCUCCACAAGAAGCGACUUGCAAUGGUGCGUGCCUUGAUGGAAUCCUCAAAACCAGAGACGAAUGCAAGCAAUUCUAAGGAAACUAAUAGACAAGUGAUGGUUAACCCAAAUGGUCAAAACCAUCUCUUAAGACCAUCGCCAAGUUCAGAGCAAUUGGUUUCGCAGACAUCCGGUCCUCACAUGUUACAACAUAUGACACGCUACUAAAAGGACUUCAAUACAAAAGCCGAAGCUACGUUAAUCUUCUUGGUUUCAAGAGUUUACACAUCUAUCUAUACCAGACAUUAAAGAAAGUGAAGGCACAAGGAGUCAAGUUAAACUGUAUGUAUUAUAUAUAUGAGUCUUCUAGGCAAACAAAUAAAACAGUUAUUUCUUCCCAUAGUUUGAUCUAUUUAAUAGUCACAUACAUUGUAAUUGGUAAUGAUUUGCAUUGAAGUUUUUGGGAUCUAUC